AUGAGUCCAUUACCUGAGGAAUUCGAUAUUAUCGUGUGCGGAGGUGGCAGCUGCGGUUGUGUCGUGGCAGGACGUCUAGCAAAUUUGGACCACAACCUCAAGGUUCUCUUGAUCGAAGCUGGAGAGAGCAACCUCAACAACCCAUGGGUAUUCAGGCCAGGGAUUUACCCCCGAAAUAUGAAGCUGGACUCGAAAACGGCGUCUUUCUAUGAGGCUCGUCCGUCGAAGCACCUUGCCGGGAGGAAGGCGGUGGUUCCAUGCGCCCACGUCUUGGGAGGUGGCUCUAGCAUUAACUUUUUGAUGUACACCCGUGCGUCGGCUUCGGACUAUGACGACUUCCAAGCCAAGGGAUGGAAAACAGAGGACCUGCUCCCACUUAUGAAGAAGCAUGAGACCUACCAACGAGCAUGCCACAACAAGGAGGUCCACGGAUUCGAGGGACCGAUCAAGGUGUCAUUCGGAAACUACACAUACCCCGUAAAGGACGACUUCUUGAGGGCAGCAGAAUCUCAAGAUAUCCCCGUCGUCGAUGACUUGCAGGACUUAUCUACCGGACACGGUGCCGAGCAUUGGUUAAAGUGGAUCAAUCGUGACACCGGACGACGUAGUGACAGCGCUCAUGCAUAUGUCCACUCCACCCGUGCCGUCCACAGCAAUUUAUACCUUGCUUGCAACACUAAGGUCGAAAAAGUCAUCAUCGAGAACGGCAGAGCUGUGGCGGUUCAGACAGUGCAGACCAAGCCGCUUCACCCCAAUCAACUAAAGCCUCGCAUUUUCAAGGCACGCAAGCAAAUAGUCGUAUCCGGAGGUACCAUUUCGUCACCAUUGAUCCUUCAGCGAUCCGGAAUCGGUGACCCCGAGAAACUCAAGGCCGCCGGUGUUGAGCCCAAAGUCGAUCUCCCAGGUGUUGGUCUUAACUUUCAGGACCACUACUUGACCUUUUCCGUAUUCCGCGCGAAACCCGAAACGGAGAGUUUCGAUGAUUUCGUCCGAGGCGACCCAGAAGUCCAAAAGAAGGUGUUCGACGAAUGGGCGUUAAAGGGAACCGGUCCCUUAGCUACGAACGGUAUCGAUGCUGGAGUGAAAAUCCGACCGACUGAGGCGGAAUUGAAGGAGUUUGAAUCAUGGCCCCACCCACAAUUCAACGAAGGCUGGAAGUCGUACUUCAAGGACAAGCCCGACAAGCCUGUGAUGCACUAUUCCAUCAUUUCCGGGUGGUUCGGCGACCACAUGCUCAUGCCGCCCGGAAACUUCUUCACGAUGUUCCACUUCCUGGAAUACCCCUUUUCUCGAGGAUUCGUACAUAUUAAGUCAGCCGAUCCUUACGAGACUCCCGAUUUCGACCCGGGCUUCAUGAACGAUGAGCGUGAUAUGGCACCUAUGGUAUGGGGUUAUAUCAAGUCUCGAGAGACGGCCCGCCGAAUGGACGCCUACGCCGGUGAAGUCCAAGCGAUGCACCCAUUCUUCGACUACGACUCGCCAGCUCGUGCCAACGAUAUGGACCUCGAGACCACCAAGAAAUAUGCGCUCCCCGGUAACCUAAGCGCUGGCCUGCAGCACGGCAGCUGGAGUGUCUUCAACCCGGCGCCAAGCAGGACGGCGGAAGCCAACAUCUUGAACAGCAACAAGGCAGAUAUCCGAGAGGAGCUUAAGUAUAGCAAGAAGGAUAUCGAGGCAGUUGAGGAAUGGGUGAGGAGGCACGUUGAGAGUACCUGGCACUGUUUGGGCACUUGCUCCAUGGCCCCGAAGGAAGGCAACAGCAUCGUCAAGCACGGUGUUCUAGAUGAGCGCUUAAACGUACACGGCGUCCAAGGACUGAAGGUCGCAGAUCUCAGUAUCUGUCCCGACAACGUUGGUUGUAAUACAUAUUCCACCGCCCUUCUCAUCGGAGAGAAGGCUGCGACGCUGGUAGCGGAAGACCUCGGGUACUCGGGCGAGGCUCUCGACAUGAAGGUACCAACGUACAACGCACCCGGAGAGAUGACUUUGCCAUUCCGUCUGUAG
Messenger RNA from Annulohypoxylon maeteangense, 2004 nucleotides. Its product is annotated as putative alcohol oxidase. Gene Ontology annotation, molecular function: flavin adenine dinucleotide binding; oxidoreductase activity, acting on CH-OH group of donors. NCBI's taxonomy places the organism in Eukaryota, Fungi, Ascomycota, Sordariomycetes, Xylariales, Hypoxylaceae. The record is from RefSeq and is a predicted model, not a curated record. The coding region runs from base 1 to 2004 and encodes 667 amino acids. The transcript has 11 exons.